Messenger RNA from Stegodyphus dumicola, 1641 nucleotides. It is a transcript of the gene Fpps, whose product is annotated as Farnesyl pyrophosphate synthase. Gene Ontology annotation, molecular function: dimethylallyltranstransferase activity; (2E,6E)-farnesyl diphosphate synthase activity. The record is from RefSeq and is a predicted model, not a curated record. Gene Ontology annotation, biological process: trans, trans-farnesyl diphosphate biosynthetic process. Gene Ontology annotation, cellular component: cytoplasm. Lineage: Eukaryota; Metazoa; Arthropoda; Arachnida; Araneae; Eresidae.
GAACAAAGAGAUUUAUAAUCCAAAAGCUGAGCUGUCUUCUGUAACAGGAGAAAUUGAUCCCGAUUUGGUUGAAUUUGACAAAGUUUGUGCAAAUAUUUGUAGGGAUUUGGUGGAGGAAGAUAAUGAAUCCCUUGGAGAUGCACUGGAGUGGUGUGAAAAGGUUUUCAAUUAUAAUGUAAGAACAGGGAAAAAGAUUCGUGGGUUAGCUGUUUUGAAAGCUUUUAAAUUUUUGUCACAAAAUAAGUAUUCAGCUGAAGAUUUAAACUUAGCAUGUAUUUUAGGCUGGUGCAUUGAAAUGCUUCAAGCUUUUUUUAUAAUUACGGAUGAUGUUAUGGAUGAGUCUACGAUGAGGAGAGGAAAAAUAUGCUGGUAUCAAAAGCCUGAAGUUGGUCUUUGUGCUGUCAAUGAUGCUAUCUUACUUCAUUGUGGAGUCUACAAAGUUUUAAGGAAGCAUUUCGAAGGUUUAAAAUCCUAUAUGAAUAUUUUGCAUGAAUUUAUUGAGGUUGUCCGUAAAACAGCUUAUGGUCAAUGUUUAGAUAUGUUAAACAAUCCUCCAAACCAAAGGCCAAAAUUUGAGAACUUCUUAAUACAAAGGUAUAAUACCAAUGUUGAAUAUAAGACUUCGUAUUAUACAUACUGCCUGCCUAUUCAUCUUGCUAUGCACCUUGUUGGUAACUGUUCUGUUAAAGAAUUUGAGUCCAGCCAACUCCUUUGUUUGAAGCUGGGAAGACUUUUUCAAAUUCAGGAUGAUUAUUUAGACUGUUAUGGUGAAUCCAAUUUAACUGGUAAAGUUGGUAAUGACAUAAAAGAAGGAAAAUGCACUUGGCUUGCUGUCACUUUUCUAGCACAUGCCUCAGAAGCCAUGAAGAACGAAAUGAUGGAAAGCUAUGGUAUUGAUAAUUCAGAAUCAGUAUUCAAAGUCCUGAAACUGUAUGAAGCUCUGGAAUUGGAAAAAAAAUAUAAGGACCAUGAAGAAGAGUUAUAUUCUGAAAUCAAAAAAGAUAUUUCUCAUUUGCAGUCAGAACCUAUGGAAAAACUUUUCGAUUAUCUCUUACAUAAGAUAUAUGAAAGGAAAAAAUAAUGUAUACACAUUUUUUUUGAAUGGAAUGUGUCUUAAGUCAAAUUUUUUAUAUGUUAUAGUGUUUGUAUUUUUUACUAAUAUAUUUUUGAUAAUUUUUUACUGUUGUAUUUCAAGAUAAAUGUUCUAACAUUUUCUUUUUAAAAUAUCAUCCCUUAUUACAGAGGUUAAUUAUUCUAAAAUAUGGAAAUUUGCAGUUUUAUCCCUAAUGAAAAUAACUAGUGUUUUAAGCCUUUAAUAUAAGGAGCAUGAUCAAUUACUGUGCUUGAAGUAAACAGCAUCGCUGAGGUGGAUUCUUAAAAUAUUUGAAACCUCACUAAGUACUGUGACUGUUUCCAGUUAGCUUUGAAUGUUCUGAAAGUUCAUAUGAUAUUUAACUACUUAACCUUCAGAAAGUCAUUAAUAUCAUACAAGGCAAAGUGAUUAUUUUAUUAGAAGUAAUCUACUUAAUGGUUAAAUGUUACUUAAGUGCCUACACCUGGUAAUGCUUAUGAUAGCUAAUACUUUUGUAAAUAUGUAACCCUUCAAAAAGGCUUUUCUAAUUAAAACAUUCCUGAAACAUA